Messenger RNA from Stomoxys calcitrans (stable fly), 7303 nucleotides. Its product is annotated as polyhomeotic-proximal chromatin protein. NCBI's taxonomy places the organism in Eukaryota, Metazoa, Arthropoda, Insecta, Diptera, Muscidae. Gene Ontology annotation, molecular function: protein binding; zinc ion binding. The record is from RefSeq and is a predicted model, not a curated record. Gene Ontology annotation, cellular component: nucleus; PRC1 complex. Bases 710 to 6232 code for a protein of 1840 amino acids. The transcript has 6 exons.
AAAACAUACCUUUUUAAUAAAUAUAAUUAAAGUUAUCAAUAAGAAGUUAUAAAAAAACGGCCCAAAGACCUCGCAGAGAAAAAGGCUAAUAAGUGGCCAUGAAUAAGUUUACAUAAGUGCACUAGCAGCAGCAGUAGUCUUCAAUUGUCGCCCCAGCAUAUCAUUAUUACCACCCGAGCUUGCUCACCAACAUUAGCGGCAUCCCUAUUAUAAAUUUAAUAAAUUCGCAGUGCUCCUCUAUAUCUAUAAGAUAGUCCGAAAGCAGGUGCUGCAAUUUAAUUUUAUAUUUCUUGCGAUAAAGCUUAAUGUUUGUACCAUAAAAUAAUGCCAUAUAAAAAAUUAUUGGAUUGAAAUCAAUCUCUGGUCUGCACCACUACACACACCAACGACCCAUCACACUAUAAAAAAAAAACACUUUUUUGUUGUCGGUAACAAAGCAUUCGACUGCCGCAGCAGAUAUACCCAACAUACUUACAUAUUUGCUUCUUCUUUGAAAAUAACCCUUUUGCAUUAAUGAAACAGACAGCAGACAUGAAAUGUGAAUAAUAUUACGAAGAAAUAAAAAAAUUAAUAAAACAAAGAACAAACAUACAACAAAACAUCAUCCCAUAAACCAAAAAGAAGAAGGCAAAGAAACAAACAAAAAGAAACUAUGAUGUUGCAUGCUUUGAUAAUUUCAUUUCGUUUAAAUUCGAUUUUAUUUUAAACGAUGGAUCGUCAUGCUUUAAAAGUUUAUUCAAGAAGAACUACGGCCACAAGAGAAAGUGAAAACACAACUGCGACAUCAAACUCUACUUAUUUGCCCACACAACCCUUAAAGGAUAAUUCCAAUAUAAGAAUAAUUAAAGUCAAUGGUGAACAAGCGCACUUAGUAGAACAAAAACAACAACAACAUCAUCAUCAGUCAACAUCAUCCCCCAGCACCAAUAACAGCAGUAGCAGCAACAACAACAACAACAACGGUGUUACCGCAAACCACUUGACAACUGCAAAAGUUGGUACUUCAACCCCAAGCACACCCAAAGCGGCAAACGGCGGCGGAGGCAACGAACGACCCCUCAAGUGUUUAGAGACUUUGGCACAAAAGGCCGGUAUAACAUUUGACGAAAAAUACGAUUUUGCCACGCCAACAGCAUCAUCACCCACACCACCACAACAACAGCAGCAGUAUCAUUCAUCGCAAAAUACAACACAACAACAACAAAGUAAUCAACUGAAGUUGCAACAACAACAGCAGCAGCAUCAUCAUCAUCAAAUACAAUUAGCCAAUUUGCGCGCAUCAUCCUCCACUACCACAACCUCCACCACAAAUACCACCCCUCAAGCACACACCACUUCCAUUUCCAUUGUUGGUGUCGGCGGUAACGUUCCGAAAAGCUUCAAGCUGGAGAAGUCACAGAGCCCAGCACAACAAGUGGCACCCGGUACGGUGCCACUACAGAUUUCACCCGAACAACUACAGCAGCUACAACAGCUACAACAAUUCCAUCAAUUGCAACAUGGCCCACCCUUCGCAGCCGUACAAGUCAAACAGGAGUUUCCCACACAACAUCAUACCUUGUCGGCGGGAGGCGGCGGCGCAGCCGAUCUUAAACAUACGGGCAUGCUGGAUGCUGCCACACAGGGCCAGUUACAGCAAAUGCAGUUAGCCGCUGCGGCGGCUGAUGCCAAUGGCGGUGUUGGCCCCAAUAGCCCGGCAAAUCAACAAAACGCAAAUAAUGGUCUGCAGCCGCAACAUUCAACCACCAUAAGCACUAUGUCACCCAUGCAAUUGGCCACCGCCACAGGACAAGUGACUGCAGCGAAUGAUUGGACUCAGGGACGCCUGCAAAUCAUGCAACCAUCUACGAGUUUCAUCUAUCCCCAUUUAAUGCUGCCGGGCAAUCUGAUUCAUUCGAGCUUAGGUCAACAGCCCAUACAGGUCAUUACGGCGGGAAAAACUUUUCAGGGUGGGGCUCCUCAAAUUGUUGCCACUACACAGAAUGCUAAGCAAAUGUCCAUUGCGGGCAAUGCUACCUUUCCUAGUGGUACCACCUAUGCCAUACCCUCCAGUCAAUCACAACAGACGCUACUAUUCUCACCAGUUAAUGUUAUUUCACAAUCACCGCAGCAACAGAAUAUGCUGCAGGUAAUGACACAGGCUGCUGCGAAUGCCCAACAGCAGCAGCAGCAACAACAACAGCAGCAGCAACAACAACAACAGCAACAGCAGCAACAACAGAAAACCGUAGAUGGUCAAAAGGGUUUGCAACAGAAGGUGGUGCAAAAGGUUACGACCACCACAAACACAGUGCAGUCAGCUGCAGCUCCCAAUGUUGGCCAACAGCAGCAACAACAAGCCCAACAACAGUGCGUCCAAGUAAAUUCCCAGACUGCUGCUGGUAUGGCGGGUGGAGCUACUCAAAUCAUAAGUCCCUUACAACAGACUACGGGAGCGCCUCAGCCAUUGCAGAUAAAUGCCACACCAUGGGGGGUACCAUUCUGGUCAAAUGGUUUGCAGCAAUUGGCACAGAAUCAAAUUAUAAUUCGGGGCACACAACCCGAUGGAACGCAGGGUGUGUUUAUACAACAGCCCACAGGGCCGACGUUGCAAGCCCAACAACAGAAUCAAAUCACCCUACAAUGCACUCAAACACCCACCAAACAACGAACGCAACUCGAUCAGUUGCAAGCCGCUACAAAGCAACAACAAGCCACGGGGCAAACGCAUGCCCAACAAGUGGCCAGUGCUGCCAACACUCAAAUGCAAGUCAACCAACAACAACAGCAACAAGCGGCUAACGCUGCUGCAGUGCAACAACAACAGCAGCAGCAGGCUGUAGUAGCAGCUCACUUGCAACAACAAGCUGCUGUUGUGGCUGCCGCCAAUCAGAGGGGCACCACACAAAUUAUGCCCCAAACCGGAGGUGCCCAAAUACGACCGGCUUCUUCGGUUUCUACGCAGACGGCUCAAAAUCAAAGUUUGCUUAAGCAAAAAAUGCGCACCAAGCAACAGGCAGUACGGCCGGCUCUGACGCAAAUGAAAACCGAACAGAAUACAGUGCAACAAGUGCAGCAGCAGGUUGUAAAAACCCAAGCGACCACCGUGGCCGGUCUGCAACAAAUGACAGCGGCUGUGGCCGCCCAGCAGCAACAACAAGGACAACCCACAGUACAUCAGGUGGUCACGUCCGGUGGCAAGCAGAUGGUGGUGAUGAGUGCUGGCACCCCAAUCACCAUACAGAAUGGCCAAACCUUGCAACAGGCUGUUGACAAGCAGCAGCAACAACAACAGCAGCAACAGCAAUUGCAGUUACAACAAAUACAGAAGCAACAGCAGCAGCAACAACAAGUUUUGUUGCAACAGCAAUUGCUUCAACAGCAAAUCGCUCAAAUCCAAUUGCAACAACAGCAGGCAGUGCAACAGCAACAACAACAGCAGCUGCAACAAGCUGCGGCCGUUCAACAGCAGCAAGUUGGUCAGGCUCAACAACAACAGGCGCAAAUUCAGCUUCAGGUUGGGUCACAAGCCUUCAUAACCACCCAGCAACAGCAGCAAUUGCAAAAUCAAAUUAUGCAACAGCACCAGCACUUGCAACAACAACACCAACACCAACAGCAACAACAGCAGCAGCAGCGCGACUCCCAGCAGCAACAACAACAGCAGCAGGCGCAAGCGGGCCAAAAUAUCAUACAUCAAAUAGUGGUGGCUCAAUCGCCGCAGCAGCAGCAGCAACAACAACAACAGCAGCAGCAGGCGCAACAGCUUCAGCAGCAAAUCACAGCAGUUCCCUUCUCGGUGUCGUCUUCGACACCCGCCUCUAUAGCCACGUCGGCUGGUGCCGCCAUGCAACAUGUGACGUAUCAAACUAAAACAUCCAAUUCACUACCAACCACAUCGGUCGUAACGAUUUCCAAUCAAACUGGACCUUUGGUCACCAGUACUGUGGGUUUGAGUCAGACCCAAUUGCAUCAACAACAGUUAAUAGCGGCUACGAUUGCUGCCUCACAGCAACAACAACAGCAACAGUUGCAACAGCAGCAACAACAACAAUUAGUGGCUGUGGCUCAACAACAACAGCAGCAGCAGCAAGCACAACAACAACAAGCUCAACAAUGUCAGCAACAACAGACGGUUAUGCCACCACCAUCAUCUCCUGCUCAGAAUCCCAUACUAGCCAUGGCCUCCAUGAUGAAUGCCGCUGCUGGCGGCAACCUAAAUACCACCUCAUCCUUGAGUGGUGUAGCCAACAAUACCGCAGUCCCCAUGACCUCACCCUUGGCUAAUAGCAAUGCCAGCGUUACAAGUGUCUCAUCCCUGCCCACUACACCCUCAAAGAGCGGUGCGGAUCAGAUCAAAAAUGGCUCCAGUGCGCCCAGCACACCAAGUACCACGACGGGUGGUGCCGGUGGUCAGACAAAUGUCCAUAUUUUAUCAGCUCCCUCAACUCCGGCCCUAAGUUCAGAUGCUGGCACAAAGGAUACACCAUCGAAAUCAAAUGACUUGAAUCGAUCAGCGGAUAAUGCAACACCUACCGGGACACUGCACACCAUGUCAAUGGGCGGUGGUGGUGUUAACAGUCAAGAAACAGAUAACUUGUCCAAUUUGCCGGCACCACAAGCCCAAGUUUCGCCAACGAUACCUUCGACGAAUAAUUUAUCGAUGAGCGGAGUGCAAGAAUCAUCGCAAAUGAAUUUAGAUGCUACAGCACCACAACCCAUAGAUGUCAUAGAGGAACACAAUCAACAGCAAAAUGAAAAUUCUGAAUUGAAACAAUCCAACGAUGUACAAUCGACAACGCAAGCUUUGAGUUAUACCAAUAAUGAUUCGCCCUCAAAGUCCAUGAAAGCUCCCUCCAGUACUACAUCCUCGGAGGCCGGGGAAAAAUCUACUGCCACCCUGACAGCUAAUUUUGUUUCUACAGCGCCAGAAGAGGCCUUGGCCACUUCGGUGGCAUCCUCUGUGGCUGCUGUAAACACAAGUACAACCGCGUCCAGCAUGACUACUACGCCGUCAUCAACGACAACCUCCAGCACUACGACAUCUUGUACUUCGUCCACCACAACUUCAUCGACAUUUACUACCACCAGCACUACUAACAACAGCUCUUCUCUUAUCUCAACGCCGACAACUAAAUCUGCGGUAGGACCUCCACCGAAGACAACACCCGGUGCCACAAUUGUUAAAGUAGAAAAAGAUUUGCCCAAGGCUAUGAUAAAACCCAACGUCUUAACUCAUGUCAUCGAUGGUUUCAUAAUCCAGGAAGCCAAUGAACCAUUCCCCGUUUCAAGGAAACGUUACACGGACAAAGAUGAUAGUGAUGAAUUGCCACAGAAAAAACAAGCGCUGGAAGACUCAACCAACAACAAUGGCAACAACAACACCAAUGCCCUGGCGACCAGCCCUCUACCACCCGAUAUGGUGGCAUGCGAACAAUGUGGCAAGGCUGAACAUAAGACAAAAUUGAAAAAGAAACGUUAUUGUUCACCCACUUGUGCCCGCCAGGCUAAGGCUUCCAUGGGUGGUCAUGAACAACAACUGCAGCAGCAGCAGCAGCAACAGAAUCAACAUAGUGAUAAUAAUGGAGGUGUGACAGCAGCUUCAUUAUCCCUAACUAAUGCUACCAAUAAUGAUGGAACAUCAACGAAUGUUAAUAAUCUUAGUAAUAGCAUGUCUAUGGAUAUAAGUCAAACAUUGGUGACAGCAGCAACGGCUCCCAUGGUACCGGUUAAUGUGGGUAUGGUUGAUACACCGCUAGUGGCUGCUAUGCCCAUGAUGGCCGCUCCAACGCUGGCCCCAGCACCCGUACAAUUACCUAUGCCUGCUGCUGCUGCGGCCAUUAUGAAUGAUGUGGUGGGAGGUGGUGGUCAACAAACUGCCAAUGCUCAAAUAGCUGCCAUACCCACAGCGGCGGCCACCAUGAAUGUGGCACCCAAUACAGCUGCCACCACUGCCGCUACCGCCAUGAUGGAUCAACAACAACCACAAAUGGCCAAUUGGACGGUGGCAGAUGUUUGUGAAUUUAUUAAGAAUUUACCAGGAUGCACAGACUAUGUGGAUGAUUUCGAACAGCAAGAGAUUGAUGGUCAGGCUCUGCUGUUGCUCAAAGAGAAUCACUUGGUCAAUGCCAUGGGCAUGAAAUUGGGGCCGGCUCUCAAGAUUGUGGCUAAAGUGGAAUCAAUGAAAGAGGUGUCAGCGGCUGCUUUAAAUGCCGCCAAUAAUGCUGCUAAUAAUAGCAUGGAUAUGCAAUAAAGAAAGAAUGAGAAGAAGACGAAUUCUUCCAAAUGUAUAUAAUGCGAACGAGGAGGUGGUAGCCCUUUCUAACAAACUAUCAUACUCACACAGGCACACUAACCAGACAUUAAACAAAGCAUUAUAAGCCGAGAUACAUUUACAUUUAUUUAGCAUUAUAAUUAAUUGAAGAUGGCUGUAUUAUAUAAACUUACUAAGAGAAUUUUGAAUAUAGAUAUUAACUAAAGAAAUACGCGGAGGGUGGGAGUAGGGGAGAGAAUGAGAUUCACUUUCAUUGGCAGGUUAAUCUUGUGUUUGUCAAACAUUUGCUGAAGGGAUAUUUCAAAUCUACUGCCCUCCCCCCCACAUACACUGACAAUUUCCACUAAGUUGUAAAUAAUUAUUGAUAAAAAAAAACCAACUAUUCGUAAUAAUACUUUUAAAUAAUCUUAUAUACAUAUUUUUAAAUGUCUCCUUCUUCCCCUCUAAAAUUUGGGGGUUAAAAAUCAACUCUUACAAGUGUAAAUGAUUUUGUUUCCAUACCCUGGGGUUGGUGGCAAGUUGUCAUCGCCGACACCUCACAUCAUUUAAGUAUUCCCUUCUCCAUUUUUUUUUUGAUAUUUUUUGUUUGUUUUUUUUUUUAUACAUACCUCUUUUUUAAUAGUUUAAACUCUAUUUAUUUUUCACCCUUCCUCUACUAGAGGAACAACCUUCUCCCAUACCUACUAUCUUUAAGAUACACAUAGCAUUGUAAUUAGAAAACCUUUACAAAAUUGAGUUAAAAAAUGUUACGUGUUUUUUGCGUUUUUUAUUUUACGAUAUUGCUGCUCCCUCUUUUUUAAGGAGUUUUCAAUUUUAUUGCAAUAAACUCAGAUUUUGUAUGGCAAGUAGAGAUUUUUUAUUACUCCCUUUUUUGUAAUACAACUACCCAAAAUACAUAGACAUACCGUACAAUAGAAAUAAACAACAAUGACUCUUUUUUUAGUUUUUAGUCGAGAUUUUAUGUUUCUUAGUUGCAUAAGUAACUUUUUUUAUUACAUUAAUAAUUGAUGAAUAAAUAAAUUCACUGGGAAGUGUUUAAAACAUUGUAAA